UCCAUUACGUCAAUCUAUUUCGAUUCCGCACUCUCAGCCGUAGCCAUGAGCAUGCUCAGGCUUCAAAAGCGCUUGGCGUCCAGCGUCUUGCGCUGUGGCAAGAAGAAGGUAUGGCUGGACCCUAACGAGACCAAUGAAAUCGCCAAUGCAAAUUCCCGGCAGCAGAUCCGUAAGCUGGUGAAGGAUGGUCUGAUUAUCAGGAAGCCGGUGACGGUCCACUCGCGUGCCCGCUGCCGCAAGAACACACUGGCACGGCGCAAAGGCCGUCAUAUGGGCAUCGGUAAGAGGAAGGGCACAGCCAACGCUCGCAUGCCUGAAAAGCUCUGCUGGAUGAGACGAAUGAGAAUCCUGCGCCGAUUGCUACGGAGAUACAGAGAGUCGAAGAAGAUUGACAGGCACAUGUACCACAGCCUGUAUCUGAAAGCGAAGGGAAACGUGUUCAAGAACAAGCGCAUCCUCAUGGAGCACAUCCACAAACUCAAGGCAGACAAGGCCCGCAAGAAGCUCCUGGCUGACCAGGCUGAGGCCCGGCGCACAAAGACCCGGGAGGCCCGUAAGCGCAGAGAGGAGCGGCUGCAGGCCAAGAAGGAGGAGAUCAUCAAGACUCUGUCCAAGGAGGAGGAAACCACCAAAAAGUAAAUAAUGAUAAAAAGAUAUUCUCUCCUACUCCCCUGUUCUCCCAACAGAUGUAUCUGGCUCUUUUCGCUGUAUAUGGUGAUAACAUUAUUGACUUGUACAGACAGAAUAAAUUGUACAGUGAGAGUGAAGUCUGUUUCCACGUGUGUAUGUGUGAUCAGAUGCUUAGAGACUAGUUUGCCGUUGAUAAUAAAAAAUGAAAGA
This is a messenger RNA of Sardina pilchardus (European sardine), 840 nucleotides long. Its product is annotated as large ribosomal subunit protein eL19-like. Gene Ontology annotation, molecular function: structural constituent of ribosome; RNA binding. The record is from RefSeq and is a predicted model, not a curated record. Lineage: Eukaryota; Metazoa; Chordata; Actinopteri; Clupeiformes; Clupeidae. Bases 46 to 639 code for a protein of 197 amino acids. The transcript has 6 exons. Gene Ontology annotation, biological process: translation. Gene Ontology annotation, cellular component: cytosolic large ribosomal subunit; ribosome.